Rhopilema esculentum is the source of this 3210-nucleotide messenger RNA. RefSeq names its product carbohydrate sulfotransferase 11. The record is from RefSeq and is a predicted model, not a curated record. Gene Ontology annotation, cellular component: membrane. Lineage: Eukaryota; Metazoa; Cnidaria; Scyphozoa; Rhizostomeae; Rhizostomatidae. Gene Ontology annotation, molecular function: sulfotransferase activity. Gene Ontology annotation, biological process: carbohydrate biosynthetic process.
AAUUGUUUCAAGCCAGUGAGCAGUCAGCUAAGCGGAUAAACCUCUGACCCAGUCCAAUUAGGUGCACUUUAGCAAUUAAGCCGAGGCUAAUAUGAGUUUGCUGCAGAAGACGCAAGAAACCUCUUAAUAAUGUAGGGUAUGGUGUGGAACAGGAUACAACGUAUUUUAGGCCUUGUUAUAAAGGCUUGAUAUGCAAUGGAAUGUCAUGAAAUGCAAAUAAAGACAGUAACUAUGCGUGCUCUGGCAAUCAGGGUUGUUUCCUUGCUAGGCCUGAUCUGUCUCAUUUCAUGGGAAGUAUGGAAGGCUGGAGACAUGUUCAGUACACUGAAAGAUCAAUUCGCUGGUGGAGAUAUUGAAAAGCAAUUCAUGAAGAUUUCUUUGGAACUGGAGGAGAACGAGCUUCCAGCAUUCUCUCAAGCUGCGGACAUCGAAAAUGCAAUGAUGCAGAGAGCAAGAAAACAGAACCUUGUCAAGCAUUGCCACAAGCGAAACCGGACAGAAAUAUACCCUGCAGGACAGAAUCAAAUCACCGGAUUAAACCGAGCAGCAUUCCGGAAUAUACUAGUGAGCGACAAAAAUCAGCUUCUCUACUGCAUGGUCCCAAAAGUGGCUUGUUCAAACUGGCGGAGAGUUCUGCUGGUUCUCGAAGGCUACAUUCAAGAUCCACAGGCAUUGGAUUCUACUGACGUUCAUAACAAUACAUUUGGACUGCUUAGACCGUUAUCUGACUAUUCUUCGGAUGAGAUAAUAUUCCGUUUGUCUACUUACUACAAAUUCAUGUUUGUUCGCAAUCCAAUAGAAAGACUUACUUCAGCAUUUCGUAGCAAAUUUGUCGAGAGUCGGGUCGCCUUUUUCCGGGAGGUAUUCGGUAAAUACAUUUUGGAACGGUACAGGCCUGAUACGCCAACUGACCAGGCUACUAAGGGCGAUGGGGUAACCUUUCGAGACUUUGUACAAUACGUUGUCGAUUCGCCUCCAGAGCACCCAGAUUACGUGAACGCGCACUGGGAGCGGUACGACAGGCUGUGUCUGCCUUGUCUGAUUUACUACGAUUACAUCGGAAAAUUCGAGACGAUGGACGACGACGCCGAUUAUCUUCUCCGACUAAUCGAUGCAAAGUCGAAGGUGUCUUUACCAAGACUCAAAUCGAACUACCGAGUACCGACAAAGGCUUUAAGCAAUUUCUACUUUCGCAGUUUGAGCAGCGAUUUACAAGAAAAGCUAGUGAAAACAUAUAAACAUGACUUUGAGAUGUUUGGCUACAAAAAGCCAACAAUUACUCAUGACAAAAAAAGGAAGUGACGAACAAGGAAUGAAGUGAUGAACAAUCGUUAAACUGUAUUACUGCAGUGCCAAGGUUUGUCAUUGCAAUAUGAGCCUGAGCAAAGUAUAUUGAAACAUUUCUCGACGAGAAACACAAGAUGGAUCUCCAGCCGGUCAUUUAUCGGUCAUCCAAUCUGCAAAAAGUCAAGAAAGGAGAAAAUCUUUUCCCGUCUGUCAAACCGAGUAAAUUCUAUAAAUCUUUAAAGACCCUCGCAGAGGCAAGAAACUUCCAAUAGGUUUUUUCGCGAGAAACAAAGUUUGGGACCAUUCCAUCAAAAAAGGUGCUUCAAAUAAGGUUGUUAUUUAUCAUUUCAAACUCAACAUUAUUUGCACGAUAUUCUUAUCAAUGACAGAAUAACAAGUACUGUGCUUUUGAUCUAAAUGAACAAAUGCAAUGCAAUUUUGGACCAUAUAGUCGUGUUAUUUACACAGCUUUGCGUAAACCACUGCUCCUGACGUCACAAGGCCACACAGGCAUGCACAUUUCUUCCUGAAACCACCAGAUAGGAUCAAAGUUACCUUUAUUUGCAAUAAAAGCACCCUAUCAGUAGUUGACCUCUCCUCUUCUGCCAAAUCCUGCAACUCCAGUUUAUGACUCAAUCCAAUGGAAUAAGCCUGGUGAUCAUAAGUUUGUUUUUAAUCUUUUGAACAGUAUGUACAUUAUAUUAACUACAAUGUUUGCAUUUAAACAAUACAAUUGAAUUACGAGGAAAGGAAAAUGUGAAGCAGCGAGCUCAUACUUUGGCGAUUUGCACUAUAUAUCAGUCCAGUUCAGUUCAGUCCAGUUUAGUUCAUUUCAUUUGCCUUCAUAUGAAGGAGAUCUAAGAUUUCAGAGUUUGAAUAGUUGCUUUCCGAUACUGGAAAUGGCGAAAAACUUUCCAUCAGUUUGAGCCAAAUUGCUUGAAGGAACAGCCGCCGGGCUAGGCCAAAGACAGUAUGCGGUUUACAAUGUACUUGCUCGCCAGAUCAACAUUGCCUGCAAUGUAUCGUUGUAUUCAUUUUAAAGUUGCAGUGUUUGCUAUCAGAGUUACUUUUCAGACCCUUCAAAACUUCGAGGAAGCAAGCAAUUCACGGCAAACGUGCGCCGAACAUGAACACGACACUGGUUUGUCAGGUUUUUUAUUUAAUGUUCUCGAAACUUCAGAAGCAUCAAAAUAGAGCUGUUAGGAUCAUCAAGAAUAGCAGUUUUAAUGAUUCAGAAUCUAGGCCGGAAACAGUCAAUGAAAUGGUGAAACACGAUAGCAGGACGAUUGUAUAAAAAUCUUUUACACAUCCUCCCUCCCCCAUAAAAUUAGAGAAAUUUUUACAAGAAGUUCUCAAAGUGCAUUUUGGCAGCUACGUACUACAAACACUGAUUUAAAGUUUCCAAAGAAGAACAUAUUCAAUGCGCAGAAUUUAUUUAACUUUGCAAUGUUUUUAUAUUAAUAAAUUUCAUAUUAAUGAAUUAAAAAACUUUGCAAUGAAAAUAAGUUUAUCUUACUGCACGCAGCAAAGCCACUUUUAAAAGUACAAAUGAAAACGAACUGUCGCAUGAUUUCCAAGUCUGUGACCCGAUAAUCUGGGUCUCAGUGGUAUUAAAAAGUCCCUUAAAGGUACUUGGGCAUAAUAGCAUGUUCUUCGGUAAAGGCUAGCCUGAAUAAAAUCUAUUUUGUUUUCUUUAAAGGAUCAAGUCUGUUCUCAAUAAUUUGCUUGCUUAAGGCCGCUGAUCCGGAACUGUCCGGAAUCUUGGUUUGUUCAAAAGUUUUGCAAGGAAAAUUGAGAAAAAACUAAGAAAUGCUUAUUGAGAUGAGAUUUCCUGCUGUUAAAUAAAAGUAAUUUACUGAUAUAAGCACAUGUUGCAUAACUAUAGUCUUUAAAUUACUUUUCUCAUUGAAGAACGAAAUAUUU